AUUACCUUGGAAAGAUAUAUAACGACAUAAAUACUGGCUAUAGCUCAUAUCCUAUUAUAGAUGAUUUUCAUUUUAUUAUCUUUUAUUUUUCUUGGCCUACAGGGGCUGGAGGGUGGUCCUCCCAAGAAGUGCCCUGUAGGUGAGUAUUUCUCGGACCCUGACGACUGCCGGGUGUUCUACCAGUGUGACCAUGGAAGACCUGUAAGGAAGAGAUGUAGCCCCGGGACAGUGUUCAACCCUGUGUCAUGGGUCUGCGACUGGCCAUACAAUGUGGACUGUGGUGUCAAACCUGAAAGCACUACACGAACACAAGAAAAGUACACGACUACUCGACGACCAAUUUCAGAAAACCAGUGUAAAGACGGAUUUGACUACGCAGAUCCAGUAAAAUGUCCAAGUUUAAUCUACUACCAAUGUAUUGGGAAGAAGAAGAUCUUGCAAACAUGCAAAAACCAUUUGGUUUUUAACCCGGACACUUGCCUAUGUGACAAGCCCACUAACAUCAAAUGUCAGGUUGAGCCAGGUGUAUGUAGAGGAAAAUUGGUUCUUUAGACUACUCCUACCUCUGGAAGGAAUGAAGAUUCCCCUUUUAAAAUUGACUUGAUGUCUAACAAGUAACUUUAUUUUAUGUCAAGAUUUAGUACAUCAAGUAAGCAAUUAAGGUAGAUCCAGUAAACAUAUCACAAUUAAAUUGCUAAUUAUAUAAUGUACAUACCCUGAUAAAUAAAAUGUAUUUUAUAUUUCCUAAUAAUAUAA
Messenger RNA from Macrosteles quadrilineatus (aster leafhopper), 756 nucleotides. RefSeq names its product chitin-binding domain protein cbd-1-like. The record is from RefSeq and is a predicted model, not a curated record. The transcript has 4 exons. The coding region runs from base 61 to 552 and encodes 163 amino acids. Lineage: Eukaryota; Metazoa; Arthropoda; Insecta; Hemiptera; Cicadellidae. Gene Ontology annotation, cellular component: extracellular region. Gene Ontology annotation, molecular function: chitin binding.